GACGGAGGCGCGGGAUGCUCUGGGACCUGCGCGAGCGCCCUUGAGCAGGGAGCGGCGGGGGCGAGGAGGAGCCGCUGCGCUGCGGGAAGGCUCGCCGCCUUCGGUGACUGGAGGGGACUCAGACAGGCUUCACCUGGCGGGAGCUUCAGUGAGCUGCUGUCACCUGAGCUCAGAGGCUGCCCCCUAGACACACUCGGCUGCCUCUGAGGACUCAGCUCUCUGAAGCUCUCCAGGGGCCUCUGACUUAGGACUAUAAGAAGUUAGCGGUAUACAGCAAGAUGCAGGACUCUCUGGAAGUCACCCUUCCCAGCAAACAAGAGGAGGAGGAGGAGGAGGAGGAGGAGGAGGAGGAGGAGGAGGAGGAGGAGGAGAAAGACCAGCCUGCCGAGAUGGAGUACCUUAACUCUCGCUGUGUCAUUUUCACUUAUUUCCAGGGAGACAUUGGGUCAGUAGUGGAUGAACACUUCUCAAGAGCUUUGGGCCAAGCCAGCACCUUCCAUCCAGAAUCUGCCAUUUCAAAAAGCAAGAUGGGGCUAACCCCCCUAUGGCGAGACAGCUCAGCUCUCUCAAGCCAGCGGAGUAAUUUUCCAACUUCCUUUUGGACCAGCUCUUACCAGCCCCCACCUGCACCUUGUUUAGGGGGAGUUCAUCCUGACUUCCAAGUCACUGCACCCCCUGGUACAUUUACUGCAGCAGACCCUAGCCCUUGGUCAGGACAUGGGCUGCAUCAGACUGGCCCACCACCUCCCCCUCCCGUGUCUGAGUCCUGGCACUAUCCUUUGGCAUCUCAGGUGAGCCCGUCCUACAGCCACGUGCAUGAUGUAUACAUGCGGCACCACCACCCGCAUACCCACAUGCACCACCGCCACCAUCAUCACCAUCACCGUCACCACCACCACCCUGCUGCUGGCUCUGCCUUGGAUCCAUCCUAUGGGCCACUGCUGAUGCCACCCAUGCGCGCGGCCAGGAUUUCUGCUCCCCAGUGUGACAUCGUGAAGACAGAUCCAUCUGCAGUCACCACUGCUACCUCAGCGUGGGCUGGAGCCUUUCAUGGAACAGUGGACAUAGUACCAAGUGUGGGAUUUGAUACAGGUCUACAGCAUCACGACAAGAGCAAGGAGUCUCCAUGGUACUGAAACAGUGUUAGCACGUCAAGUUGCAGCCUAAAUCCAAGGACCCACAGGGAACAUUUGCUGUUAGGAUUUGCCAGUCUGCAAAAGAGACACGCAUGACAUAGAUGAAGAGGACAUGUCAGGCAGUUGACUCUGGUUUUGGAACUUUUCUGGAGAAAGCAAAGUGGGUCCUGGUCAUUGAAGAAAAGCAUUUUGUUGGUUUUUCCCCUCAUCUGAGCCUUUGUCAACCUAUGACUUUCUUUUUUAUGUUUUGGCUUUACCAGUACAUGGGUUAAUUUUUAUUUCCUUUUACAUUUUUAUAUUUUUAUUUUGGAACCAGCCAUCGUGUCAGGAAAAGAUGAACCACAAAUGGAAAUGCUCAUUCUUUCAGGAAUAAAAUUUUGUAGCUCUAUGUGCAUCUAUUUUUGUAGAAAUACAGAAAGUUUGGUUUAGCAUUGAUGGGCUAUUUUUGAGGGAUGUACUUUUUUUAAUAUUGUGAAAAUUGUUGAGUUCUGUUUAAAGAACUUGCUCUCAGAAAAGCACUGGCAACAUGUUUAAAAAUGCUUAUCUUUAAAUGGUCUGUGAUAUGCUCAUGUCUGUGCUUUCUAGGUUACCUCAAAUGUGUGAUAUUUUCUCUUUUCUAUGAAAGUAGCUAUCUAUACCAUAGCGAAUCAGUUCAGUGUUGUUUUUUCCAUUAAUACCACUUACUUAGCUUUGACUUACAUAGAUAGCUUGGAAAGGGAAAAUUUUAAGGGCCACACUAAAGAAUAUCUCUUUACUUUGAUUCUCCCAACGAGUACUUGGAGGCUGCAGUGAAAGUUUGCAUUAACUUUAAUGAGAUUAAAAUUUACCUAGAGUGUCAUAAUUCUCUUUUUAGUCCAUCCAACUUUGAUAAAUGGAACCAGAGUUUAUAUAUAACUACUGUACUUAAAAACAAAUGUGUUUAAUAAUGCUACCUGUGAGUGCCAGUGGCUUACUCUACUCGUUUGUAAUUAUUCACUUAUAAAACUUUCAAGGUUAAGGUUUUUUUCUUUUUAAAGUGAUUUCUUUUCCUGUAGAAUUUGAGGGAAUAAUAUCUGGAAAGGUACUAGACUCAUAACAAAGCCCAGGCUGUUUCUGAUAAUGCCAUUCAUCAUUGUAAAAUGAAAAAUAAUAUAUGGUACAUGUAACUUUUUAAACAUAGUAUUUUGCAAGGAGUUUUAUUUCUUCCACUGUUUCGCUAUAAAUCUAGUGUUACUUGUUUUAAUCCUUUAACAUAUUUUAGGUCAAAAUAAAAUUUGUACUGGCAUUUAAACUUCUACCACAAGUACUGAAGUUGGGAUAAAACUUAACAGUUUAGGAUUCAACUUGACACAGCCUUAGGAUUUAAAUGAAGUUGUUUAAAUUGAUAGUUUAAAGACUUUACUGAUAAGAUACAUUGCUUCUUUCACCUGCAUGUGUCAUGUAAAAAGUUAGUGUAAUAUAGCUGUUUGAUUUGAAUAAAGUGAGUUUCUCAAA
Cavia porcellus (domestic guinea pig) is the source of this 2609-nucleotide messenger RNA. It is a transcript of the gene Vgll3, whose product is annotated as vestigial like family member 3. Lineage: Eukaryota; Metazoa; Chordata; Mammalia; Rodentia; Caviidae. Bases 279 to 1136 code for a protein of 285 amino acids. The record is from RefSeq and is a predicted model, not a curated record. Gene Ontology annotation, biological process: regulation of transcription by RNA polymerase II. Gene Ontology annotation, cellular component: nucleus. The transcript has 4 exons.